AUGGCGUCCCACCCUCCCGCCGAAUGCUGCGCCGUCGGCACCCUCUUUGCCGGCACGCCUUCCGGAGAGUCCAUCAAGAUCGACGACGGCAGAGUCGAGGCCUACGUAGCCAAGGCGACCGGCAGCAGGGCGCGCAAAGGCUGCGGGAUCCUCUACCUGCCGGACGUCAUCGGCAUCUGGCAGAACAGCAAGCUCAUCGCCGACGGCUUCGCUGCCAGCGGAUACACGACGCUCGUCGUCGACCUGUUCGACGGUGACGCCGUGCCGCCCAACCCGCCCAAAGGCUUCCAGUUCUUCGACUGGCUCGAGCGCGGCACCGACGGCAGGAGGCCACACACGGCCGAGCAUGUCGAUCCCAUUGUCGUCAAGGGCGUCAAGGCGCUACGGGAGCUCGGCGUCGACAAGAUUGCCGCCGUCGGAUACUGCUUUGGCGCCAAGUACGUCGUUCGGCACUUGAAGGACGCCAUCGACGUUGGCUUCGUCGCCCACCCCUCCUUCGUCGAGGAGGACGAGCUCGCGGCCAUCGGCGGCCCGCUCUCCAUCGCCGCCGCCGAGACGGACCAGAUCUUCCCGCCGGAGAAGCGUCGCAGGAGCGAGGAGAUCUUGGCCAAGACCGGCCAACCCUACCAGAUGACCCUCUACAGCGGCGUCUCCCACGGCUUCGCCGUACGGGGCAAGCAGGAGGUGCGUGUCCAGAGGUUCGCCAAGAGGGAAGCCUUUCGCCAGGCCGUCACCUGGUUCGACGAAUUUCUCGACGCCGACGGCGGGGACCGUCGCAGCCGACGGCAUUCUCUUUUGUGA
Drechmeria coniospora is the source of this 801-nucleotide messenger RNA. RefSeq names its product dienelactone hydrolase. The coding region runs from base 1 to 801 and encodes 266 amino acids. The record is from RefSeq and is a predicted model, not a curated record. Gene Ontology annotation, molecular function: hydrolase activity. The transcript has 3 exons. NCBI's taxonomy places the organism in Eukaryota, Fungi, Ascomycota, Sordariomycetes, Hypocreales, Ophiocordycipitaceae.